AUGGAAAAUACGACGAUGGCUGAGAGUAGUGUAAAUGGCGUAGAUCAACUGGUUGAAUACCGAAUACAGGUACGUUAAUAUCACCAUAACUUUUUUAAAUUUAAUUGUAAAUUUUUAAAAUUUUAUAGUGUUAUUCUUAACAUGUCAAGGCGUUACUACAGUAAAUUUUAGAUAUUUUGGUGUUUAGUGGCAAAAGUUAUGACAUAAAAUCCGUUACAUACUCAGUUUUGAUUUUUUCUUUCAAUUUUAACUUUAAAAUAUAAAAAAAGCAAUUUUCAGAUGUACAGGAUAGUAAUCCCAGUCUUCUUGUUGAUCAGCUGUUUCGCCGUCCUAGCCAAUGGAAUUGUGAUUUGGGCGUUACGGGGUACCAAAGUCAGGAAUGCCACAGUAACCCUGAUAUUGUCACUUACUGUAUCAGAUAUGUGGACCAGUUCGAUUGUAGCUUGUUCUCUACUGUAUAACAGUUACUUGCCCACAGUCCAGGGAACCGCAGUAAACCCAUGUUUCUCGUUAUUACUUGAAAUGUUGCGAACUGGAGGGCUGAUUACCGGGACAUUACAGUUGUUGUUGAUAGCUGCUCAUCAUUACAUCAGCAUCGUGCGGCCACAUAGUAACAAGAAAAUGCUCAAAAAUGUCGGUGAGUAUUUUGAUAAGUUUUUAGGUAUUUUUUAAUGUUAUGGGGUUAUGUUUUGAACGCUUUUUGGAGGGUUAUGAUGAAUUUAAAUUGAAGUAUACUUCAGUUUGAGUAUAACGGAAAAAAUACUUGUUUUUUCCAAGUUUAUAGGAGACAAUAAGCUAUCAUUUUGGUCAUAGAUUAUUAAUACUAUCUAACACAGGUAUGCAAAAUUUUAGUUGAGAAUUUGCACUUUCAACUUUAUUUUUGACCUCUAGUAUAAAAAUUUUAAAAUCUCAAAAAACUUGGAUUUAAAGCCUUCUUUUCAGCCCUAAUCCUCUGCCUAGCCGCGUGGAUCCUCCCACUGACAGUACUGUUUGCAUUAUCACUGACUUUUGAAGAUCAGGGCUUCUACAACUGCUACAAUGUGCGAUUUUACCAUAGUAGAGUAUUUCGAACAAGUGUUUCCGUCCUUUUAUUGAUCAUCUUCUUGAUGAUCAUGUACUGCUACAGCAAGUUGGUAGGUUGACAUAUGCUUUUAGGUUGUUUUUAAUUGUUUUGAAUAUAUGCCGUUAUCUAAAAUUUAAUUUCUAAGUUUUAAACACUUGAAGUCAUGUAAACGUAUUUUACCAUAAAUUCCCUAUAAUAACACCCACUCAUUUCACAAAUUCUAUUAAUAUAACCUUCUAUAUUUCAGUUAUGCAUUCUCCGUACCCAAAGUGCAAAAUGGCGUUCGAAAUCCGCCCAAAAUCGUAUGACACGAGAGAACAAAACCCUGUGGACUGCCAUCUUGAUCUGCUCCAGCUUCUUCGUCGGCUGGGCCCCAGCCACGAUUCAUUUCACCAUUACCUGCAACACCUGCGACUUGUUGCGAGAGCAACGCUUCCGAGUAUUGUUCUUGUUCAGCUGCAUUCAAUUGUCCUUCAUCUUGGGGAAGUCGCUUCUGAAUCCGCUGAUUUACUCGUUGCGGAUUCCAGAAGUCGAUGCUCAGAUCCGCGACAUCUUCGGAGGGUGGAGUGAAUGCUUGAGGCAGAGCAUACGGUAAGGUUUUGAAGCUUUUAAAGUUUUGGCUUUACUUUUUUCAAAAAUAAUUGAUAACUAGUGUUACUCCAGUGACUUUAAGCUACCUCAAGGUUUAUAUCAUUAUGUAUUAAAGUUUUCUGCUAUUUUACUCUUACUCACCAACAGUUCAUUUCAUAGCCUAGCAUUAAAUUAUGUCAUAAGUCCAUUUCCAACCUCAUAUAUGACCAAAGUAUCUUUUCUAUAUGACCAAAAAAGUCCAUUUAACCCAUCAUUUAUGACCAAAAGUAUCCAUUUCCAACCUCGUCUCUCCCUAAUUAUGUCAUCCGAAUCCACGAGGAAACCAUGAAUUGAAGACUUUGGCCCAGCGAUUAAUUAAUUCUGAAGGCGCGACUCCAAAGAUUAUCCGUCAUUAAUUGUAAUUCACUUAACAUGAUAGUUACGGAAUACAAAUAUAUUAAUAGUAACUACUUAUUGUUACCACAGGAACGUAGACACUAAUACCAUAUGGUAAUAUGGUCUUAUAAAUCCAUUGUAAUAUGGUCUUGUAAACCCAUUGGUACAUUAAUAUAUUAUGUUGGUCUCUUGCCAAUAAUCCUUAUAAAGUAACAUUGAUUAGCUGUUCAUUGUAACCAUAUUAAUCAUGAUAUAGUAAAGAUACUGGUAAUCCUAAUAUAGUAACAGCGAUGAAUCCUCUAAUUAUGACAUCCUUCCGGGUUUUAAUGGGUCCAACUUUCAAGAAAUUAAAUGUAACACCCCCUCUGUAGGUAUACCAACAGAUUUACAUGCUUUUUAUGAUUAAAAAACACUUUUCUUAAUGCUUUAACUCUAGAACUUUACUAAGAAACCGCAAAUAAUGAAAAUCGAGUUAUAACCAGUGGUAUAUAUACAAACAUAGCGCAAAAAAAUCUAAGACUUAUGGUGUAAAAAUUUUUUGCCAACAAUCUCUAGUUUUUGAGAUAUGGCAGGUCAAAGUUUGGUUUUUUAAAUACUUUUGUCUCAUGUUCGCUUUUUUAGCGCAGAGCAUAAGCUCUUCAAUGGCAGCGAGCGAGUGAGCCCGACUUGGACUCGGAAGCUCAAGGGUUCGGUUCCCGUCGGCUUCUAAAGGCUAAAACGCCUCAAAAAUGUUUUUUGUUUUUUUUUUCUAUUUUAAAGUUAAUAACUACAGUCUUAAAACUAAACAUAAGUAACAUUUUGAACAUAAGAAAAAAGAAUAUAACAAAAUUUAAAACUAAAUAAUUCAUAAAAAAAGAAAAUUUCAACAAUAGUUGUUCAUAACAUUCGUAUUAUUUCACUUUCACCGUUAUGGUGGACAUUAAUGAUGUGUACUUCACCAUUUCUUGUACGUUACUAUCCCAAAAUUCGUUCAUAUUUUCAUAAUUUUCUGGCAAUAAGAUAUCAGAGUCUCUCAACAUUAACAACUUACUGUACAGAAUUUGGAAAGAGGUCUCUUCUCUUCUAGUAGCUUUAGAAAUAUCAGUAACUGACGUCAACUUGACCACCAAUAAUAUUAAUGUCCACCAUAACGGUGAAAGUGAAAUAAUACAAAUGUUAUGAACAAUUAUUGUUGGAAUUUUCUUUUUUUAUGAAUUAUUUAGGUUUAAAUUUUGUUAUAUUCUUUUUUUCUUAUGUUCAAAAUGUUACUUAUGUUUAGUUUUAAGACUGUAGUUAUUAACUUUAAAAUAGAAAAAAAAAACAAAAAACAUUUUUGAGGCGUUUUAGCCUUUAGAAGCCGACGGGAACCGAACCCUUGAGCUUCCGAGUCCAAGUCGGGCUCACUCGCUCGCUGCCAUUGAAGAGCUUAUGCUCUGCGCUAAAAAAGCGAACAUGAGACAAAAGUAUUUAAAAAACCAAACUUUGACCUGCCAUAUCUCAAAAACUAGAGAUUGUUGGCAAAAAAUUUUUACACCAUAAGUCUUAGUUUUUUUGCGCUAUGUUUGUAUAUAUACCACUAGUUAUAACUCGAUUUUCAUUAUUUGCGGUUUCCUAGUUAAUGAAAAAAUCCUUCAGGUGGAAGCACCAAGCCCUGAUGCAAAGAAGUGUCAGCAAAAAGUCGGCAGUUCAUCGCUUGGCUCCAGAAGAACGCUUGUUAGAGCAUGUUAGCUGGAACGUUGACAGCUCUCAGGUCCCGGUCAACACGGAGCAAGUUUUGUCACGGUACGACUACGUGAAUCCUGAGCCAGUGUGA
Bursaphelenchus okinawaensis is the source of this 3821-nucleotide messenger RNA. NCBI's taxonomy places the organism in Eukaryota, Metazoa, Nematoda, Chromadorea, Rhabditida, Aphelenchoididae. The record is from the annotation of a GenBank genome assembly.